Molecule: messenger RNA, 4740 nt
Organism: Linum trigynum
Lineage: Eukaryota; Viridiplantae; Streptophyta; Magnoliopsida; Malpighiales; Linaceae
Source: the annotation of a GenBank genome assembly
AGAUUGCUCUGUCUCUAUUCUGAUGUCUUGAGUUGGAUGCAUGAGUUGACUGUUUUGAGUAAGUGGUUGAGUCAAGUCUAGGUUGGUUGGUGAACAGAAGGGAGACUCUUCCCUUACUCGAUUUUGCUGCACUCGAAUGUCCUUUGUGGUGGUUGUCCAGGUUGCUGUUGAGGUUGUUCAUGUAUUGAUGUUUGAAAACCAGUACGAUUCACGUGUUCUGUGCCUUUAUGACUUGUCCCCAAUGCUGGUUGAUUGAAAUAUGUGAGCUUACCUUGUAUCUGACUUGGUUUGCUUGGGGACAAGCAAACGGUUAAGUGUGGGGGAGUUUGAUAGACCGUUAAUUACACAUGUUUUUACCCCUGUUCUUACACCGUUUGAGGUGUUGAUUCUCGUGUUUUAGGCCGAUUUCACGCUAGGUUGUGCUUGUUUGUGAUAUUUCAGGUCCUAGUACGUGAAUGGAGGCUUGGGAGCGAGUUUGGGGUCGAUUGGACGAAGAUCGGACGCGUGGCGAGGUGCUAAGGAAGCCGCACGGGUAUUCCUGGACAUCACACGGCCGUGCAACUCACAUUUGUGGCCGUGUGAUUUUCGCCGAGAGCAAACACGGGCAGGAUGGAAAUCCCACACGGCCGUGCGACCCUGGCCGUGUGGGAAGCCUGAAGAUCGAACUAAUUGAUAUGCCGCGUUUUGACUCACACGGGCAACUGGGUGAGCCACACGACCGUGUGGCCUGCCCGUGUGAGUCGGGAAAUCUUGGUUUUUCAGCCAAUUUCGAGCCACAAGUGGAAGAAUCGGACUUUUUGAGCAAAAACAGAGCCCUAGAGAGAGAAAGGACGAAGAACACAUCCUAGAAGCUAUCUUGGAGCUGUGUUUCAUCAAAUCGAGCUUGGAGAUCGUCACAGGAGUGGAUAUCAUCAUCCCAGAGCAGAUUCUUCCCAUUGUAAUGAGUAUGACUGCUUUGUACCUUGUUUUCCUCUCUCUCUCUCUCUCUCUCUCUAUGGAGUAGAACCUCUCUCUCACUUGGGGGAUGAAGAACCCUAGUUCUAUGUGUUAGGGAUUGAUUGUAAUGACUUGGGAUGAUAUUACUGUUUGAUUUUAAUCGAAUGGUGCAUGUUUAUUGAGUCAAUUGAAGUCUGAUCAACUUUUCCUGAUUCCUGCUGCAAUCUGAGAUAGAUAGAAUCUGAUUAGGUUGCUAGAGUCUCAUCAUUCGGUAGUAGGAGAUUGGCUAUACGAGAGUUAGCCAGUUUACUGCUUUGUACUGGAAUCCAAUUCCAGUAGUGGAGUUCUGUUCUUACUGCUUCAGCUUUCUAUCCCGGUGAAGACUUGUCGUCUGCCGGGUAGUUAGAUUGAGAGGGCUUGGUCAGCUUAAGAGAUUCCAAGCUACUGUCGGAUCUUCUGCAGUCUAAUCAACAGUAAAUCAACCCAGGGAAAUACAAUUGAAACCUAACUAAGGAGCUAGGGUGACUCAUUCCCGAGUGACUCUUACCUGCUUGAGAAAACCGUACCAAUUCCUGCUUUCUUUCUGCUUUUGCUUUUACACAACAAACACUUAACUUAGUUGGCUAGAUAAUAGAGAAUCACUGAGUAAGCAGUAGAUCUAGACCCCGGGUUGAUAAUAUAACUUGUCACUUUACUGCAUUCCCGGACUGCGAUUAUACUUGGUCGCAGUUUGGUGUUGUGUUUUAGAGCAUCAACCAUGCAUACGGAAAUUGUCCAACCCCAUUGCCUCGGCUAACUCAUUAUAACUCAUCUAUUGAUUUUUACCUCCAACCCCAAACACGAAGUACGGUUGACCGUGGCCGCAAAUCUGGCGGGUUGUACAUGGACAAAAAAGCAGUAAAACUUGACAGAGAGCUCUUUGUAAAUAUCAUCAUGGAUCUCAAGGAGGCGGUGCCAUUGAGGAUGUGCUAUUGCAUCCGACAUCUUAGCUCUUCAAUUAAGAACAACAAACUUAUUGAGGUCUAACUGCCAAUGGGGUCGAAUCAAUGCCACACGCCAAACGGCAGUGUCAUCCCUUAAUUUGGGGUGGUUCGCCAAUGGUUUAAGGUACGGGUGGUUCAGAUUAACCAUACCUGUAAACUAACACCAAACCAUACACCAUACAUGGACAACUCGUAAAUAAAUGCAACUAGGGGGGGAUAAGACUACUCCCCCACACUUAAUCUCCGACUAGGUGACAUGGUGGCAAAAGGUUUUCACCAUGGUUUAGGAAACCGUGCUGUAAGAUCCUAACAUGUACGUAUUGCCUAAUCAUAUUCUUCAUACAAUUGCAGCGGAAUUAAUCUCGGGUGUUACAUUAAUUAUCAAAAUUUACCCAAAUAAAAUUUCGACAUGGAUUACUCGCGUAAUGGGCUAAUAGUUCUUCAAUCUAAUCCUGCAAAAUAAUUCAUCUGAAUCCAUACAUUCAUAGACAAAUAUAUAUACUCACAACCAUAUGCAUUGGCUUUUCAAAGCCAAAGUCACAGUUUCAUACUACACAACUACAUACUAUACUGAUCAAGGUUGUCAAACCGGUUUAUACCGUUGUGCCAGUUUGGCAAGUGGAAUGGUACAACCGGUGGUAUAACCAGUUUGUGUCGGUUCAUGCUGGUUUAAAAAAAUGAAAAUAAUUAAUAUCCAAUGUAUUUCAUCAUAUAUAAAACAUAUUUGUGGACAAUUUAGUUACAAUCCAACAAAUAUCAUCAUCUUUUAAUUAUUAUAUUCAUAAAAUGAAUAAUAAAUUAAUUUUUUUAAUUUAUUAAAUUGAUUAAAAUGAUGUCAUUAAACUUAGAAUGUGUAAGUCGAUCAUACCGGCGGUGUCAUAUCGAUUUCAUGACCGGCACACGUUGAACCAGGUUCAUGCGGGUGGCAUGCCACCAGCAUGAUACCGAUACAUGCUGUAAUCAUCACAACUUACAUAAUUACACAAUAUACACAUAUCAUUAACUUUCCACACCUGUGGAUAUCUCACACUACAUCAGAAGCUAGUAUGCACAUGAAAAACGUUCUCAAAACAUUUUUACAAAAAGGUGUGGAUCACUGGCCAAAAUCCCGAGUAGUAUUCCAAGCACAAAAUAGUUGAAGACCAUACCUCAUCUUGCCUUCAACUCUAGCUCCUCUCCCACCUAACACUUAUAUACUGCUGCUGCUGAUGAUCUGCUUACACAUAGCAUAAGCAGAGAAGAAGAAUAAAAGAGGGUCAGCUAAUAGCUAAGUGAGAUAAUCAUAGCAUCGUGAGUUCAUAACAGAGCAUACCCCUAUCAUACAUCUAACAAUCAAGCCAAAACACUAGGAUGAGACCUCAGCCAUCCGACAUCCCAAUAGGCAAAAGACUCAACCACCUUGACUUAUGCAUAUUCAUCUUAUCAUGUUUUAAUCAUAGGCGCCUGGCUACUCCCAUGCUAAUUACUCUCCCGGGAAUACGGACCAAACAUCUCGUGGAUGUGGUCAUAUCGGACCCACUACUGCCGGUGUAGUCAUAUCGGACCUGACACCACUCUGGGUGUGGUCAUAUCUCAUGAUGAAUCAACGGUCAACACCACAUCAGGGGUGUGACAUAACAUAUCAUGACAGAGUAAUAGCAUGGGGAGCCCUAAUUGCUAUGUAAUUGACCAUGAGACCAAAGUACUCUUACUUGGUAUCCUUAUACAUGAUCCAUAUCUCAUCUUGCUUAAUCAUAAUUCAUUACUUAGACAUGUUCUUGGCCUGGCCACAAUUGGCUCAACAUAACCAGGAGUCGUAUAAUUGCACUUCCUCGGGAUAAACCCUCGUGCAAGUCAUCCUCCUUAAACAUCAAAAUAUCACCCUGGGAAGUUUAUUUCCUCCAAUUGUGAAUCCAAAUACAACCACAAUAUCACAUCAUGUCAAAACACCUGAUCGAACAACCAUGAAGUCAUAUUAACAGUUAAGCCACAAAUGGCAACAUGUAUGCAAUCAUCAACAUAAACACGGUCCAUAUCGAUUAAGGCAAGUCAAUAAUAUCAUACAGCAGUUCAGGGUUCAACAUAUAGCACAAAAGUUCAUAUAUCCCUAAUCAUGCCAUUCUAGUUCACUUUGGUCAAUUCUAAGCAUUAAUAUAAUUAUCGUGAUACGACAAACCCGGUAUGUCGUGCUAAUCCCUCACCAGUUCUAGUCGUUCAAACACCGGUUUUUCCCUCCCGUACUAAAACGUCAAUUUCACGAACGAACCUUGAAUUAAAAUCCAAGACCGUCCUAAUAUCCCCUGCAGUAUCCCCGUCAAUAUUAGUUCUAGGCUCCGGGUCAAAUUCUUGAUAAAAACACAUCAAACCCUGGCUAGAGCUAAAUUCAGCGAUCCCUGCUCCGACCUAAAUAAUAGCCAAAAUUCAUUGAUUAAAACUAGAGGAAUGAUUACCUCGCCGCAGGAAGCUCGUAUAUGAAAUUUGGGCUCAAUCCGGCUUCCGGAUACUCCGAAACCCUAACUUGACUUAUCGGGAAUUCAAGAAAUUCCUGAACCAAAAACUCGUUUUAAAGCUCUAAAUCGAUAAAUCACGAUGUAUAGAUGAAUUAGGCAUUACUUACGGAAUUUUUGGAUCACUAGGGCUCAAGAAUUUGAGCUUUGGAAUUUUUACCGAGCUCCCCUGUUCCUGCUCUGCUCGCUCUGGUUUGGAGAAAAUGGAAAUGCAACGCAUGAUGGGGAAAAAGAAAUGGACACGGGGAGAAUAUAUGUGCGGUCACGAUCGGUAAUUGUUUUUUAUAUUAAUUAUAAAAAAUAUAUAUAUUAUAUAAUAAAUAUGUAUACUUAUU